This is a messenger RNA of Chenopodium quinoa (quinoa), 1907 nucleotides long. Its product is annotated as UPF0481 protein At3g47200-like. The record is from RefSeq and is a predicted model, not a curated record. The transcript has 2 exons. Lineage: Eukaryota; Viridiplantae; Streptophyta; Magnoliopsida; Caryophyllales; Amaranthaceae. The coding region runs from base 498 to 1823 and encodes 441 amino acids.
CCUUCCAAUAUAUAAUUGAAACUGCUAUAAACCACAAGAGUGACUAGGCCCCCUUAUGUUCUUCAAUAUCCGUACUAGGAGACUAUUUUGAUCUAAUCUUAUUCUUUGAUUCACAUUAACUUGAUGUGAUAUCCCUCCAAUCCAUGCUCAUUUAUAACUCCCGAGUCACAACCAUCACUCAUAACUCAUCUCUUCCUCACUCACAAAAGUCACAAUUCACAAGUCUACAUUAUCUAUUUUUUGUUAUUAUAUAUUACUUUCAAAUUAAACUAGCUAUUGCUUAAAUUAAAUCACCCUCUUUACUCUGUAUUCUCGUACAUUACACAACCUACUGUUUGUUGAGUUUUAAAAAUUGCAACCAUAUGAUAUCAAGUUACUUAAGUUCCUAAAGAAAAAUUGGCUCAAUUGAUGCAUACGGCCAUACGGGAGCAUGUAUUUGGUUCUUAUUAAUUGAAGUAAAAACACAGUUUUGAGAGAAGUCAUACCUUUUUUUGCCAAUGUAUCUUAACUUCAAACAACAAAAACUGAGAAUGACAGCUAAAACCAAGGAUGAUGUGGAAUCUUCAAUACAAUACAAGCUUAGUUCCUUACCCAAAAUUUCCUCAAAUUGCUGCAUUUAUAAAGUGCCUGGGUAUAUCCGUGAGGUAAAUAGAGAAUGUUAUCAGCCUUCAGCUGUUUCAAUUGGUCCAAUUCACUAUAAUAAUCCAUCCCUAAAAUCUUCGUUGGAGUUAAAAUUAAAUUAUCUCAAAUGCUUCCUAGAACUUGCAACCCAUACCAAUGGCAACAAAGCUUAUAGCUUAAGUCAAUACAUUGACUUAGUAAAAAUUUGGGAGGAUGAGGCUCGUUCCUAUUACGAAGAAAAAUUAAGUCUCUCCAGCAACGAGUUUAUUGAGAUGAUGAUAAUCGAUGCUGCAUUCAUCAUUUACUUUUUUAUGAGUCGUAGUAGAAAAUUUCAAACUCAAAAUAUUGCUAGUAAUGAAAAGAUUACUUGGAUUAUGAAAGUAAAACAAGAUAUAUUUGUAGAAGACAAUCAACUCCCAUUUUUUGUUCUUAACAAGUUAUACAGCAUAACAUUUGGUGAAGCUCACCGCGAAACUUCCUUUGAGGAUCUAACUUGUUAUUAUAUAUCUAACAAUUCUGUUUUUGGAAAUACCAAUUUAGCUAUUGGUAAAGAGAAUGUUGUGAGAAACACAUCAGGAGUUAAGCAUCUUUUGGAUUUUUUGAGGAUUUGGCACUUACCUUCCAAACCCCUUGACGGUACAUCAACAACUGAAUCUACUUUACCGCCGCCAAGUGCUGAAAAAUUGGAGGUUGCAGGAGUAAAAUUCAAGGCAGGUGAGGGUAAACAUCUAUUGGAUAUUAAAUUUUCAGAUGGUGUUUUAGAGAUUCCAAGAUUGACUAUGGAAGACAGGACAGAAGGUUUUCUUCGCAACAUUAUAUUUUUUGAGCAAUGUCAUCAUUUUAAUAACGAGUCUUACUUUGCCGACUAUGUAUCGUUCAUUGAUGCAUUGAUUAACACUCGUGAAGACGUGCAAAUAUUAGUUCAACAUGGUGUAAUCAAGAAUUUUCUUGGGAGUGAUGAUGAGGUAGCUAAUGUCGUCAAUCAACUCUGCAAAAAUAUAAUGAUUCAUAGUCCUAAACUCUACUACUAUUCUGAUAUUGCUGAAAAACUGAAUGCGCAUGCCAACACCAGGAGGAACAAAUGGAUGGCUAUAUUAAGGAAAGACUACUUCAAUAAUCCUUGGUCAAUCAUUUCCGUUGUCUAUUUGGCGAUUCUUCUUAUCCUCACCGUGUUACAAGUUUAUACUGGUUUUAAGAACUAAUUAUUCUUUGUUCAUUUACGUACAGAUUCCAAUUCCAAUUUAUUGUUGUACAAGACAAUGAAUUAAGAAUUUCUUUUGAUGCUA